GUUUUUCUUCCGGGUGAAGAUCAUGGCGUGCUGCUGAACAACAUAUAAAUUAUAUCAAACAUGGCGUCAAUGGAAGAGGAUUUCCCCAGAGGAGGGGUCGCAAAGAAGCCCACCGAGAGUAAAAUAGAGGUGCAGCGGACAGAAGUGGACAACCUGUUUCAGCAGUCAAAUGAACAAGUUGAAACUAAGAAACGAAGAGGAGCGGCCAAAGAUGACAGCAAGAAGCCCAAGAAGCAAAAGACUGAUGAAAGGAACGUUGGAGAUCUGACCCUCAACAAAGCUGCCAAAGUAGUGGAAAUCCUUCACGCCAAGAAUGUGAAGCAGGGCAUGCUGCUGCUCGGCUGUGUGAAGGACGUGUCAGACUUCGAGGUGACGGUCAGCCUGCCCUGCGGCCUGCAGGGUUUUCUCAGCAUCAGGAACAUCUGUGACUCGUACACCAAGCUGCUCAAUGAGCAGCUGGACUCGGAGGACAGUGAGGAGAUCUAUUCCCUUCAACACCUUUUCCACCCCGGCAUGCUGCUCAGAUGUGUGAUCGCCAAGCUGGAUGUUUCUAAAACAGGAUCGUUAAGCAUCCAGCUGUCAAUCAAUCCCAAGCUGGUCAACCAGAGUCUGACGUCCAGCUCCUUAAAAGCUGGAAUGGUCUUGAGUGGGUGUGUGGAGAGCGUUGAAGAUCACGGCUAUGUGGUCGACAUUGGCCUGAGUGGAACGAAAGCCUUCCUGCCGAAGAGGGCCGUGACGGCGCAACACAACUCUGAAGACCUGAAAGCUGGACAGUGUGUGACUUAUCAGAUCGAAGCAGUGAAAAACGACGGACGUGUGGUUCAGCUGUCCAUCAACCCGGCCGCCAUCGCUCAGGCUUGUGCUGAAGCCAGUCAGGGCUGGAGCCUCACCAACCUCCUGCCCGGACUGCUGGUCAACGCCACAAUCAAGAAGGUGACGAAACACGGCCUUCUGCUGGACUUUCUGUCCUCCUUCAGUGGACAGGUGGACUUCCUCCACAUGGAGCCACAGCCAGAGUCCAGCUACACCGAGGGAGCUCAGGUGCAGGCGCGGGUGCUGUACGUGGAGCCCUCCACCCGUCUGGUGGGACUGAGCCUGCGCAGCCAUCUCACUCAGCCCGGCGCUUCGGUGGAGCCCAGCCCGGCCGGAGGGGACCGGAUCGGCCAGGUGGUGAAAGACUGCAAGAUGACGGCCAUGCAUCACAUGUCUGGAGCCAUGCUGGAGCUUCCAGACGGGACUCCGGCCUUCGUGCACAAAAACCAUCUGAAAGAACCAAACGGUGAACUCAAUCAAAACAGACUGGCGGCCAAACCAGAGCACACCUGCAGGAUCCUGGACUUCAGCCUCAUGGAGCAGAUCCAUUUUGUCUCGUUACGCCCGAGUGUGAUCGAGAAGCAGUUUUACAGAUAUCAUGAUCUGCAGGCCGGGCAGGUUGUGGAGGGCACGGUGUCGGAGCUGCUCACUCAGGGGAUGGUGGUGCGUCUCUCCGACCACAUUAAAGGUUUCGUACCUCGGCUGCACCUUUCAGACAUCGUCCUGAAGAACCCCGAGAAGAAGUACGUCGCGGGCAUGAAGCUGAAGUGUCGGGUUCUGUCGGUGGAGCCGGAGAACAAGAAGCUGUACCUCACCAGGAAGAAGGCUCUGCUCGAGAGCUCGCUGCCGCUGUUCCUCAGCUACGCCGACGCCCGGCCGGGCCGCGUGUCGCACGGCUUCAUCGUCUGCAUCAAAGACUUCGGCUGCAUCGUCCGCUUCUACAACAACGUGAAGGGUCUGGUGCCGCUCCGGGAGCUGAGCUCCGAGCCCAUCGUCUCCCCGGAGGACGUCUUCUACAUGGGACAGGUGCUGAAGGCGAAAGUCCUGCAGUGUGACCCCGACAAGGCCAAAAUGGUUUUGUCGUUCAAAGCGGUGUUUGAAGGCCAAACCGGAGACUCUGCCCAGCCUGAGUUUGACUGUGAGGUGGGAAAGAGCCUGGAGGCGAAGGUGAUGAAGAAGUCGACCAAUGGUCUGGAGGUGUCCAUCUUACCCGAUGAGAUCCGAGCCACUCUACCCACAAUGCACCUGUCUGACCACGUGUCGAACUGCCCGCUGCUGCUGCAAAGCCUGCAGGAAGGAGACGUCAUCUCGAACCUCGUCUGCUUCAACAAAAACAAACACAACAUCUCUCUCACCAAGAAACCAGCGAUCCGGUGGUCUUUAGAGGAAGGAGUGGUGGCCAAAGACUUCUCUGAGAUCUCUGUUGGAAUCCAGCUGGUCGGCUGGAUCAAGAACAUCAUGCCCUACGGCGUCUUCGUGGAGUUCCCGCACGGCCUCGUGGGACUCGCACCCAAAUCCGCCAUGGUCGACAAGUUCCUGACCGACACGGCGCUCGCCUUCCAGCUCGGGCAGACCGUCGUCGCCAAAGUGACCAAUCUGGAUGAGGAGAAGCGGCGCUUCCUGAUCACUCUGAAGAUCACUGAGAUCACGUCCCCGGAGGGCGACGCCCAGAUGAGGCUGCUCCACGGCCUGCGGGAGAGGAGAGCCGUGUCUGAGAUGCUGGCUGGAAGAGACGAGGACGACCUCCGCCGGGCGCUGGCGGCUCUCUGCGUGGCUCAGAGGCUGAAGCUGACUGUAGACGGCGUGAAGGACGACGGCGCCACGUUCAAGUCCGACGACCUGGGCGGAGCCACGAUCCAGGCCAGCAAGCACGGCAUGACGGGUGUAAAUCUGACUGAGGGGCAGAAGGUCACCGCAGCGGUCCUCCACGUUGACAUCCAGACUUCCUGCGUUCACGUGACUUUACGUCCUGAACUGCUGGGAAAGAAGAAAUCUCUGACUGAAGGCGUGAAGUACGCGGCGACGGUGCAGCACGUGGACGGCGACUUUGCCGUGGUGUCCCUGCAGGACACGGCGCAGCUGUCCCUCGUCCAGACCCGCGGCCACCUCAACGAGGCCUUCCUGUCCGAGUCGGCGACGCUCAAACCGGGAGCCGCCGUGGAGGUGGAGGUGGUGGAGGCGGCCUGCGAGGAGCUGGGGGGGCUCCCGCUGCUGGCGAGGAGCCGCGGCUCGCCGCCGCAGCGCCAGCGCGCCGCCUCCGAGAGCCAGGCGGGCGCCAGAGGCCACCGCUACGGAGAGACGCUGCAGGCCCAGGUGAAGGCGGUGAAGCCCACCUGCGUCACGCUGACGCUGGGCGACGGCAGCACCGGCCGCGUGCACGUGUCCGAGGUGCUGGAGCCCCAGGACGUGCGCGUGGGCUCCUUCCCCACCUCCACGCUGAAGGUGGGCAGCACGGUCACGGCCAGGGUCAUCGGGGGUCGAGAAGCGUCCAGCCACAGAUUCCUGCCGUUCUCGCAUCCUAACUUCAAAUUCACCAUCGCAGAGCUCACCCUCAUCCCCAGCAAACUGGAGAAGAUUGAUUUCAAAUCAGUGUCGACAAAAGAAAAGCUGAGCCGGAUCCAGGUCGGAGAGGAAAUUACAUGCUUUGUAUCAAAGUUUCAUCCUGACAGGAAGUCUCUGGAGGUCACCACUGAUCCCAGCGUCACCGGGACGGUGGAGCUGCUGGCCAUGAUCAAACACCCACAAGACGCGGCCCACCCUGAGAAGAGGUACCGGCUGGGCCAGGCGGUCCGAGCUAAAGUGGUGGAAGUGAGCUUCAAGCCUCACCGCUUCGCCCUGUCACUCACGGACGUCUACAAGCUGGAGAAAGGCUGCGUGACGUUCGGGAUGGUGCUCAGCGUUCAGCCGCACGUCGGCCUCCUGGUUAAACUCCCCUUCGGCUGCAAGGGAACCGUUUCCAUCACCGACCUGGCCGACGCCUACAAGUCCAACCCUCUGGACGCCUUCAGCAGAGACCAGAUACUCCGAUUUUUCCUCCUAGAAGAAAAUGAAAAGGGAAAAUGGCAGCUGUCCCUGCGACCUUCAAGGUUAAACCCGCAGCAGGCCAAGCCGGCUAAAGACCCAGAGGUGUCGUCCCUUCACCAGCUGGAGGUGGGCCAGAUCGUCAGAGGCUUCAUCAAGUCUGUGGGCGAGCAGGGAGUCUUCAUCAGGCUGUCGAGAAGCAUCACAGGGAGAGCGGAGCUUCAGAAGUCCACCAAGUACUUCGUCAGCAGCCACACAGUCCUCUCGGACCACCUGCCUGCCAACCGCCUGGUCUCCACCAAGAUCCUCGGUAUUGACAUAGAGGAGCAGUUUGUGGAUCUGUCGCUGCUGCCCGCCGACACCGGGAAGGCGGACGUCCUCCCAAACUCCCUGGGUCUGCCGCUGCGGUUCGUCAACGAGGCGAAGAAGAAACACGAUCUGAAGAAGAGCAGGAAGCGCAGCCUGUCCGAGAGCGAAGCGAACCAACCAGAGUCCAAGAACCCGAAGAAGAAAAAGAAGGAAGCCAAGAAAGCGAGGGCCGACGAUAACGACAGCGGAGUGGAGGUGUAUUUCAGAGAAGAGGAUAAAGAGAAACCCCGACCUGCCGCAGCGCAGCCUCCGCCCGGCCCGGCCGCUCCGGCCAGGCUGCAGGUCGCGGCCAGUUUCUCCUGGGAUGUGGGGCUGAGCGCCCUCAAACCCGCCUCCGCCGGCCUGGACCCAGACUCCAGCGAUGGAGAGGACCAGGAGGAAAGCACCAAGCCCCAGAAGAAGAAGUCUCGCCACGAGCUGGAGCAGGAGAAGAAGACCGCCGAGAAGGCCCUGGUCCAGCGGGAGAUGGAGCUGAUGGAUCCCAGCCUGCGGCCCGAGGACGCCGCCGCCUUCGAGCGGCUGCUGCUGGCCUCGCCCAGCAGCUCGCUGCUGUGGCUGCAGUACAUGGCCCACCACCUGCAGGCCACGCAGAUCGAGCAGGCCCGGGCCGUGGCCGAGAGGGCCCUCAAAACCAUCUCCUUCAGGGAGGAGCAGGAGAAGCUGAACGUGUGGGUGGCCCUGCUCAACCUGGAGAACAUGUACGGCUCGCCGGAGACGCUCAGGAAGGUGUUCGAGCGCGCCGUGCAGUUCUGCGAGCCCAUGCCGGUUUACCAGCAGCUGGCCGACAUCUACGCCAAGUCGGACAAAACCAAGGAGGCAGAGGGCCUGUAUAAAACCAUGGUGAAGCGUUUCCGGCAGAACAAAUCGGUGUGGCUGAGCUACGGGACCUUCCUCCUGCAGCAGGGGCAGAGCGACGCCGCCAGCGCUCUCCUGCAGAGGGCGCUCAACAGUCUGCCCUCCAAAGACAGCGUGGACGUCAUCACCAAGUUCGCUCAGCUGGAGUUUCGCUACGGCGACGCAGAAAAAGGCCGCAACAUGUUCGACAAAGUCCUGACCAGCUACCCCAAACGCACCGACCUGUGGUCCGUCUUCAUCGACCUCAUGGUCAAACAUGGCUCCCAGAAGGAAGUCAGGGCGCUGUUUGAUCGAGUCAUCCACCUGAGCGUCUCGGCUAAGAAAAUCAAGUUCUUCUUCAAGCGCUACCUGGAGUACGAGAAGAAGCACGGCACGCCGCAGAGCGUCCAGGCGGUCAAAGAGAAGGCGGUGGAAUUUGUGGAGGCCAAAGGCACAGAGGCGGCCAGCUGAGGGCCGGGUGCACACGUGCAGGCGGUCGGUUCUGAUCACCUUUCCCUAAACGUGCGCUUCGCCGUCACAUGCCGGUGCGGUUCCUCCUGCAAACGACCUUUGCCUCCCGUGAAUUUCCUUUUUAAUUGCCCGGUGAACUGAUGCCCUGUGUCUUUGUUAGGCGACUGCAGGACACAGUCAACAUUGUAUAAUACGUCUAUAAAAGUGUGAAAACAAACUUGUAUGUAACACGUCAUCGACUUCCAUUUUUAAAACCUUUUUAAACAAUGUGUGUGAGCUGAGGAGAGACGGUCUGACUUUGAAUAAAUCGACACCAUUACAAUACAUUACGUGACGCUU
Salarias fasciatus (jewelled blenny) is the source of this 5847-nucleotide messenger RNA. It is a transcript of the gene pdcd11, whose product is annotated as programmed cell death 11. The transcript is spliced from 34 exons. Lineage: Eukaryota; Metazoa; Chordata; Actinopteri; Blenniiformes; Blenniidae. Bases 61 to 5508 code for a protein of 1815 amino acids. The record is from RefSeq and is a predicted model, not a curated record. Gene Ontology annotation, cellular component: nucleus; nucleolus; small-subunit processome. Gene Ontology annotation, molecular function: RNA binding; protein binding. Gene Ontology annotation, biological process: rRNA processing.